AUGAAUCCUCGCGCACCUCACUACAAGUUUCAAUCCUCUUCAUCCCCCAACAGUAAUGGCAAGGAUCUGGAAAGCAUCUAUGGAAGUUUGCGCAACACUUUCGUGCCUGCUUCUACUCCCACCAUUGACAGCACAUACGCAACUCUUGCUCCUAACAUGAGCAACACACCCGAACUCUCCACUCACAGCCAUUCGCUUGUUAAGUACGAACUAAAGAAGAGCUCUGAUGUGAGUGCUAGCCAUGUAUGUAACCCCUUGAGCUUCGCUGACUUGUGCAGGAUNGAGCAGCUGCUUGAGCGCGCACGUAACGAACAGCUGGAACAGAACCAGCUGGCAAUGCACACCAAGCUCCUCCGCUUGACUGACCAGGUCAGUGAGUUGAUGUCUCAGCGUGCAGCCCUUGAGAAGGAAAAGGUCGAGAGCGAUCAGACAAUUGAUGAGCUUCGUCGCGAUGUCGCCCAACUCAAGACUCUGGUCGGGCAGCAUCACAACAAGCUUGAAGUAUGCAAGCGUGGCGUCGACGACAACGCAAAAGAGGCUCAAAAACUGGAGCAGCGCUGCAAGGAGAUGAUUGGAAAAUCGGAGCCGCGUUUUCAGCACCACAUGACCCGUAUUGACAAGGUCGAGGGCCUCGUACGUGUUGCCGCAAGUCAGAUCAAGCAGCACACCGCGCAGCUGGGCGACAGUGAGAGCCGCAUCAGCCAGCUCGGGGAGGCAUCUGGCGGCAGCACUGCCACGAACGGCUACAAUGACUUGCUGCAGAACGGCGUUGACCCACGAGUUCCGCAACUCAAACUCAGCAUUGAGAAGCUUGAGAAGACUCAGGACUUACACAAGUCGUACCUACAGAAGAUUGGAGAAACUCUGGUCGCCCAUCAGACUAACAUGGACACCGUCACCAAUACUAUGAAAGAUCUUCGUCGCAAGCUGGAAAGUCUGAGCACUAUCAACGCUGGACUUCGUAAUAACGAGAAUGCGGGAGCGAAGACCAGUCUUUUCAAGAUGGAUGCAACUACCGACGCCAUCUUCAAGCUCCAAAGCAAGAUCGAUCGCCCGAUUGAGGAGGUUCACUACGGAACCAGUAAUGCGGAGAGUCCUACGAGCAACGGAUCCAGCAGCGCCGUUGAUGUCGAGAAAUUGGUUAAGCAGCUGGGCGAAGUCCGCGACAAGAUUAGCGCUAUCGAGAAGAAUCUGGAGGGUCAAGCCAAGAUACAUGGCCUUAUGGAAGAGAUCCCAAUGGCACACAGAAUGAGACUGGAGACGAUGUUUUAUCAACUGACCAAGGAGCUUGAUGAGAAAUGCCAGCCUGAAGACGUCGAGUAUGGCGAGUAUGGCCACGGUCUGGACCGGGACCGUAUGUUCAUCCUCAGACAGCGUGUCCUCGAGCGUCUCUCGAUCGAAGACAACGUCCAACUCGAGUUUGAACGCCUCAAGGAGUCUCAGCAGAUGUACUCCUAG
Messenger RNA from Aureobasidium vineae, 1458 nucleotides. Lineage: Eukaryota; Fungi; Ascomycota; Dothideomycetes; Dothideales; Saccotheciaceae. The record is from the annotation of a GenBank genome assembly.